UUUUGCCGACUGUUCACGACCUGUCUGUAGAUACACUUAGUGCCGCAGGAUCCUUACGUUGGUAUUAGUCAGCACGCGAAGUACGAAACGCUCGUCAAGUAUUGUGUUGCGUUAUUAGCGGUAUUAAAUUGCUGAUAAACAAGAAAUUUUUACAAUGGUGGAAGAUAAGCGGAACAAUGAAGAGUUGACAGACGCAGAAGCUGAAUUGUAUGACAGACAGAUUCGUCUGUGGGGCUUAGAAUCGCAGAAACGAUUACGUGCAGCCAAAAUUCUUCUGAUUGGUCUGGAUGGCUUUGGGGCAGAGGUUGCUAAGAAUAUUAUCUUAGCUGGAGUCAAUGUUAUUACAUUCCUAGACCAUAGAGAUGUGACAGAUUUAGAUAGAUGUUCACAAUUCUUUGUACCUAAAGAAGACAUUGGAAAAAAUAAAGCUCAAGCAUCGUUACCAAGAGCGCAAAGCUUGAAUCCUAUGGUCAUUGUUAAUGCAGAUACAACCAACAUUGACGACAAGCCUGAUGAAUAUUUUGGACAAUUUGAUGUAGUAUGUGCAACACACUGUACCAUAACGCAACUGAAGAGGAUCAAUCGAGCCUGCAGAGAACAGAAAGUCAAAUUCUUUGCUGGAGAUGUAUGGGGAUCAGUUGGAUACACAUUUGCAGAUCUACUAGAACAUGAAUAUGCAGAAGAUGUUGUGCAAAAGAGAAAAGUGCAAAUACCAGAAAGUGGUGAGCCUGUGGCGUUUGAAAAUAUAAUAGUUACAGAAAAACACACCGAUACUUUUGUGCCCUUUGAACAUAUAUUAUAUGUGCCAAAGUCAUCUUUACCUAAAGAAUCGGAGAUUUAUUAUAUGAUGCUAACAAUGUUGAGUUAUCGCGAGAAAUAUGGCGAUGAUCCACAACCUAAUGAGAGAAGUACUGAAAAUUUGAAAAAUGCAGCUUCUGCAAUUAUUGAGAAAUAUGAACUUGGCAACUCUAUAGAUAAUUUAAUAGAAAGUGACUUGUACGCGCAAAUCAGUCCAGUCUGCGCAAUCGUCGGUGGUGUUAUGGCUCAGGAAAUAAUCAAGGCGGUAUCGCAAAAAGGUGCGCCACACAAUAAUCUUUUUGUAUUUAAUCCAGACACACUAUGUGGAAAGAUAUUGAAGUUGGGCCAUUAACAUCGAAUCAGAGAUGUGAGAUCCAGAGUGGUGUUUUUAAUACUGUGGAGAAUGCAUGGUGAACUUUAUUUUAUUACCUCAUAUUUUUUUUAUACGUGAUAUGUGUUAAAUAAAACGAGAAGAAAGAAA
Molecule: messenger RNA, 1279 nt
Organism: Odontomachus brunneus
Lineage: Eukaryota; Metazoa; Arthropoda; Insecta; Hymenoptera; Formicidae
Gene: Aos1
Product: SUMO-activating enzyme subunit 1
Exons: 7
Coding region: 155-1150 (331 amino acids)
Biological process (GO): protein sumoylation
Cellular component (GO): cytoplasm; SUMO activating enzyme complex
Molecular function (GO): SUMO activating enzyme activity
Source: RefSeq, a predicted model, not a curated record